Messenger RNA from Cylicostephanus goldi, 540 nucleotides. The record is from the annotation of a GenBank genome assembly. Lineage: Eukaryota; Metazoa; Nematoda; Chromadorea; Rhabditida; Strongylidae.
AUGGACGCUGGUUGUGAUUUGAACGGAUACGUUUCUGAUAUAACGAGGUGCUACCCCAUAAAUGGAGAAUUUACUCCCGCCCAACGGACCCUCUAUGACGCCCUGCUAUAUGUUCACGAACAACUACUGGUUUACGCCAACGAUAUGGAGAAGGUCCGUCUGAGCCAUCUAUACAGUCGUAUGAUUGAGCUGAUUGCAUCAGCAAUUCUAGAAGUCGGUUUGUUACCACAAUCCGUCGAUCACAGACAAUUGCUUGACACUGCCGAGUCAUUGUGCCCGCAUCACGUCAGUCAUUACCUCGGUAUGGACGUUCAUGAUUGUCCCACUAUAUCGCGCGACGUCGAUGUCCCAGCUGGUACCGUCUUCACGAUUGAACCGGGACUCUAUAUCCCAACCAAAUCUUCCUUUCCAGAGGAGUUUCGAGGUAUAGGAUUUAGAAUAGAAGAUGAUGUUGUAGCGACCAAAGACGGUAUAGAAAUACUGACCGAUACUGUACCUCGUUCUUCUAAUGAGAUAGAAUAUCUCAUGCGAUCUCGAUAA